Molecule: messenger RNA, 2524 nt
Organism: Pocillopora meandrina
Lineage: Eukaryota; Metazoa; Cnidaria; Anthozoa; Scleractinia; Pocilloporidae
Source: the annotation of a GenBank genome assembly
AUGUCAAGUACCCCUUCACAAGAACCCGGAAAAAAGCCAAAUUGCAUCUCGGAAUUUUGUUUGCAGCACAGAAGUAGGAUUGCAUUAAGUUCGUUUUACUUCUUCUUCGAGACAUGCUUUAGCUUUAAAAUGUUCUUUAUGCCAGUCUACUGGCAACAGCUUGGCUUGUCUCCGACUCAGAUCGGCAUUUUACGAGCCGUUUGGGGCGUGGCAUACUCCCUCGGCGGGGUCAUCUUUGGAAAAAUGGCAAGUAAGUGGAAGAUUCGCCGUGCGUUGCUGAUGAUGAGCAUUCUAUCCACGGCUAUUACGCCACUAGUGUCGUUGAUUCCAAGAAGAACGCACGAUAAGUGCUUGGUGGAAUCGGGAAAGAGCCUGGAGGAAAACAAGCGUCGCAUAAUCACUCCACAGGAGGGCAAAAAUUCCUUCCAUCCUAACGACGAGUGGAUCAAGUCUCAUGUCGAGAGUAAAGCGAACGAGAAUACGAAUCAUCGUAACCGAACCCACGAUAUGCAAUCGCUUUUCCGUGAGGUAGAAAAAACCCCUGAAUUCCUGGAACAAUUUAGCACAAGACGUUCUCUACCACCGAUAAAGAGGCGCACUUCAAGACAAGCAUCUCUGGUUGGCGAUCAUGUCCUUAUCUUAGAAAAAAACCCGCAAGACAUCAACACCAUAUUUCUCAUAUUUGUGUUUAUUGUAUUCGUUGGGGAACUCCUCGCGUCUCCUGCAUUUAGUCUGGCUAAUUCUGAAAUUGUGGACUACCUCGGGGAAAAUAGCCGCGAUUUUGGCAAGAUUCGUCUCUGGGGUCCAAUUGGGCACAUGAUUGCUGCUCCCAUCACAGCUGUAUUUGUCACUCAUUACCAUUAUGUGAUUUGUGGCGAGUAUCAGGACAACUUUGCUAUUGUCUUCGCUGUCAUUUCUGUCAUGGCUAUGGCUUCGUUAGUAUCUGUAACGCAGCUGGGAGAUCAAACGAUCAAGCACAGCGACAACACCGAAGGAAAUGGUAACGGAAAGCCUUUGACUUUAUUUGAGUUCUUCUCUCGAUAUCAAAAUUGCGUCUUGAUCGUCAUGACGUUCUUGAUUGGCUGUUUUGAUGGAGUUGUGCUAACGUUUGGGUUCUGGUACACCAAGACCUUAGACGUUACCAUCGCCACGCUGGUGUUUGGUUUCUCUCGGCUGACUAGCUCUGCGGUAAGUGUGGUGUUCCUGGGCUUGACAGGCAUGUGUGUGAAGAAGACUGGUUACUCUGGAAUCACUGUGUUCUCCAUGAUGCUGUUCUUCAUUUGGUUUGUGGGAAUGUCUCUCAUGAAAAACCCAUGGCUCAUGCUUCUCUUUGAGACUAUUGGCUACACCGCUUAUGUAACUGGUUUUACAGGCCUGAUCAGUUACUUUGGUGAAGUAACACCCAGUCAUCUGAUGGAUACAGUGCAAGGUGAGAAAAAGAGAGGAUUCAACCUUACGUACCAGGUUCCCAAUGUCUUGUUCAGAAAGGUUAACAGGGGCUUGGAAACGAAUGAGUUAAAGCCCCACAGUUAGAAAAAUGAAGACUUUGUCUUUACACUCUUUGUUCGGCGAAAAAGAAAGCCAAAUUUUAAACUUUGUUGGCAACGAUUGAUCCCCUCUUCGUUCCCCCUGAAAAUCCCAGAAUCCUCUGUUACCCCGACAGGCUUCGCGCCGCAAAAAUUUUUUAUGCAAAUUAGCUGACUAAUAAAUAAUGUUUGGCCCUACACAGUUUAUUUUUGAACCGACACUAAUGGUAUUUCUUUAUCUCCGUAGGAGGGGUUAACUCUUUGUUUCUCGGCGUGGGUUGCGGCAUUGGAACUGCCUUGUGCGGCUUUUUCAUCGAUGCAUUUGGCGCCGUAGAGGCAUUCCGGUUGUUUGCAUCAGGUGAAGCUGUAUUAUUAGUCCUGUUUGUCGUCAACCAAGCCGUAUUUUUUUGCCUCAAGAAGAACGAAAAAGAAGAAAAAACAAAACUGCUAGAAUGACUUUUUAGGCGGGUCACCAGACUUACGAUAAACACUAUGCCAUCUAAAAUAAAAUUGGUGGAACACACUGUCGCACUUCUUUAAUUUCACUCAGAAAAAAGAAAACGCAUGGUAAAAAAUAUGCGUUCCGAGGUACAUCGUUUCGAGGGAGAAGACCAAUAAAUUUGGGGCUAAACUACAAAUACUGGGCCUCUUCUAACCAUCCACCAAACAUGCUAGGUGGAAACCAGGAUUACCUCCGGCCUGGUGGGCCAACAGGCUCGGGUACAGACUUUACUUGAUGGCAUAUUGUAAGUUAAAUCACGAAUGGUGAACUUGGAACCCUCUCAUUUUUCAAUUUCUCAUAUUGACUGGAUUAUCACUUGAACUCAUCAUUUAGUUUAACUCCAAUUAACUUAUAUCUUUGAACAAUAUUAACAAUCCGCUGAGACGUGAAAAAUAUCAAAAAGUAGCUAUACAAGAUAGUUACAUACGUAGUAAUAUACAUGUAUCUUUUAAAAGUAAUCAAUAUUGAAUGGUAUCAUCAAAUAUUAUAACAUAGC